AUGAGAGAUACGCGCAACCCUGGUAGAGAAGCGAGCUGGGGACAAUUGCAGGAGUAUAAAGGUGCCAAGCGUAGCUUGCUCCAAACAGUACAGGACAUCGAGACAAAGGACCUCAAUCACAACUUUGAAAAAACAGAGAGCCAAUAUAUCGCCAGAAACACUACGGGGUAUCAGAGAGAUUCAGAAUCAAUCAGCAAGGCCCAUGAAAGAACGAUAUUCAAGGGUCGUUUGGAAGUGAAUCCAACAGGACCACGUAUGAGAAAAUUUAGUAGGGUUAUCCAGAGAAGAAGCAAUCAGCUCUUCCAUUUCAGCAAUUCUGUUCAAGCAUAUGAACCAAUCUCACACUGUGUGGGGGUGAACAGACCCCCAGAGAACCGGUAA
Messenger RNA from Staurois parvus, 381 nucleotides. The record is from the annotation of a GenBank genome assembly. NCBI's taxonomy places the organism in Eukaryota, Metazoa, Chordata, Amphibia, Anura, Ranidae.